Messenger RNA from Biomphalaria glabrata, 1905 nucleotides. RefSeq names its product T-complex protein 1 subunit theta-like. The record is from RefSeq and is a predicted model, not a curated record. Gene Ontology annotation, molecular function: ATP-dependent protein folding chaperone; ATP binding; ATP hydrolysis activity. Gene Ontology annotation, biological process: protein folding. Lineage: Eukaryota; Metazoa; Mollusca; Gastropoda; Planorbidae. Bases 75 to 1709 code for a protein of 544 amino acids. Gene Ontology annotation, cellular component: chaperonin-containing T-complex. The transcript has 16 exons.
CUCGAUGUCCUUGCACAUGCGCUUUCAAUCACUUGCGAAAUAAGAUUUGCAUCUUGGGAACGACAUCAACAAACAUGGCGCUGCACGUACCACGAGCUCCGGGCUUUGCCCAAAUGAUGAAAGAUGGUGCUAGGCAUUUCAGUGGUCUAGAAGAGGCAGUGUAUAGAAACAUAGAUGCUUGUAGAGAAUUAGCAAAGACAACUAUUUCUGCUUUUGGCCCUCAUGGCCAAAACAAAAUGGUGAUUAAUCAUUUGGAAAAACUUUUUGUCACAAAUGAUGCUGCCACCAUCUUGAGAGAGUUGGAAGUGGAGCAUCCAGCAGCCAAAAUUCUUGUCAUGGCCUCCCAGCAACAAGAACAGGAAUGUGGAGAUGGAACCAAUUUUGUUUUGGGCUUUGCUGGUGCUCUCUUAGAGAAUGCUGAAGAACUGUUGAGAAUGGGUCUAUCUGUUGCUGAAGUAACAGAAGGUUAUGAAAUGGCUCUGAAGAAAGCUUUGAAUAUUUUGGAAGGACUUUCUUUGGGUACAGUGAAAAAUCUACGGAACAAAGAGGAAGUUUUACCCGCUGUGCGCUCAGCUGUCAUGAGUAAACAGUAUGGCAAUGAGGAUUUCUUGGCCAAUGUCAUCGCGGAUGCAUGCAUUUCCAUACUUCCAGAGAAAGUUAGUUUCAGUGUGGAUAAUAUCAGAGUCUGCAAAAUUUUGGGCUCUGGAAUUUUACAAAGCUCUGUAGUUUCUGGUAUGGUGUUUAAACGUCUUGUGGAAGGGGAUGUGACAAAAGUGGAGAAAGCCAAAAUAGCUGUCUUCUCUUGUCCCCUGGAUUCUAUGCAAACAGAAACAAAGGGAACAGUUUUGAUCAAAAAUGCAGAUGAACUUAUGAGUUUUAGCAAAGGUGAAGAAAAUUUGAUGGAACAGCAAAUCAAAGAGAUAGCAGAUGCUGGUGUGAAUGUGGUAGUGACUGGUGGGAAGGUUGGAGACUUGGCUCUGCACUAUGCCAACAAGUACAAACUUAUGGUUGUUCGACUACUGUCUAAAUGGGACUUGAGACGUCUUUGUAAAUCCAUCAAUGCCACUGCUCUUCCCAAAUUGACUGCUCCAACAGCUGAAGAGUUAGGAUACUGUGAUAAUGCCUAUGUAGAUGAAAUUGGUGACACUCCAAUUAUAGUUUUUAAACAAGAUAAGAAAGAAACACCAAUAGCCACUAUUGUGAUAAGAGGCUCCACGGAAAACAUCAUGGAUGACAUUGAGAGGGCUAUAGAUGAUGGGGUUAAUACUUUCAAGGCAUUAACUAAGGAUAAUAGAAUUCUUCCGGGUGCUGGAGCAGUAGAAAUUGAAUUGGCUACACAGAUUUCUACUUUUGGAGAGAGUCUUCCUGGUUUAGAACAGUAUUCUGUGAAAAAAUUUGCUGAGUCUUUGGAAAUGGUACCAAAAGCUUUGGCUCAAAAUGCAGGAAUUAAGGCAACAGAUGCCAUUAGUAAACUAUAUGCUGCUCAUCAUGAGAAGAAAGUCAAUGCAGGCAUUGAUAUUGAGGCUGAAAGUGCUGCAGUCAUGGAUGCUGCUGAAGCUAAAAUAUUUGAUCUGUACAUAACCAAAUACUGGGGUUUGAAAUUCGCCACAUCCGCUGCCUGCACUGUACUUCGUGUAGAUCAGAUUAUUAUGGCCAAGAGAGCUGGCGGACCAAAAGCUAAACAAAAUAAAGACUGGGAUGAAGAUUAGAGUUUGUUCUGUAUUUAAAUUUACCAACACAGAUCUUACUGGGAGCUAUCAUAUACUGACUAUGGAAGCAUUAGCCCAUUGAAUGUUUGUUGUGUUUGAACAUGCUUGAAUUUCUUUUUUUUAAACUUGAUAAACGUUUCAUGUGUGAAUCUUUUCAUAGUUUCUUUUUAUAAUAAAAUUUUAUUUAAAAACAAAA